CAAGUUUUACCGCGCGCGCGCGUUGUACAUGUAGAACUCGUUUCCAUAGAACAACUGCUUAAAGGUUCGAGCGAUACAACGCUAUGCAUCUCACUGGGCUAUCGCUCUCCUGAUGAAUAACACACAAAGCCAAUAGGAACAAACCUUUUGCAACAACCAUUUUUGAGAAGUAUCUCGCUUAUUAAGAAAUUCAGCUGCAGUGUAAACAUGGCGGAACGGAAGGGAGAGAGAGCAGGGGAUCACACAGACAAAUGUAUGGCGGCUAUGAAAGAGGAUCUUGCGGCGUGGAUGUCGAGAAUUUUGAAUUUGAUGGUCACGGCCGAGACGCUGUUAGAGGAUUUAGAGACAGGAGUGGUUUUGUGUAGACUAGCUAACACAAUCCAGAGUACGGGCGAAGAAUUUCUUGAGUAUAACAGCUCCAUACCUCGAGACACAUUUCCACCUUGCGGAGUUACUUACAAAGAAAGAACAGGCUUUCGCGGAUCAUUUCUUGCUAGGGAUAAUGUCGCGAAUUUUAUUCGCUGGUGUCGGCAAUUGGGAGUUGCAGACAUAAUUAUGUUUGAAACGGAAGAUCUCGUUCUUCAUAAAAACGAGAAGUCUGUUAUUCUAACACUCAUGGACGUGGCACGAUUGAGCGUAAAAUUUGGCCUUGAACCACCAGAUUUAGUCAGACUGGAGAAUGAAAUUGACCAAGAGAUUGAAGAGCAACCGGACGAGAUUAUGGAGGAGCCGAUGGUUCGAUUAAAGAAGAAACAUAAAUCGCACAGCCUAGACGAUCUGGUAAGUGCGUGCUAUCAUGUGUCCUAAACAUAAGAAAUAAAAUAUCAAUAGAUUAUCGCGCUUUUUUGUUGAAUGAUUCAAGCAAAAGUACACACUGCACAAGAAUUCGCGCAGCAUGGAAUAGAGUACCCCGAUGGUCGAAUUUGAGUGUAUAAACUAAACAAAAUAAAGCUUACUCUACCAUUAUUCAAAUUAGGCACGGCUGACAGUUGCAAUUUUAUUUCAAAGAGUUUUCAUUAUAAUGCAUUGUCCCUUGCUAGUACUUGUGUUUGCAUUACAAAACGAGUAACUUAACGCGUGGUUCUCGAAGAUUUUGGAGUACGAAUACAACAACAAAUAAUCCUGAUCAAAAACAGGCGAAGAAGGAAUUAGAAAACCGCAAACGUCUAUGUAUUUAUCCGAUAAAAUCCCUCUUUUUUUACUUCCUUUACUAGUAAAAAUUAUUCGUUAAAUAGCCACAUAAUUUUUAACCAAGAAUUGGUGAUUUACCAUAGAAUCGUCCGUCUCGAAAAAAGGAAAGAGAAUCGAGAAUGAAAUAAAAGUAACGAAAGUGAGCAAGAAAUCGGCAGAUUUGUUUUUAACGAUACUUAUAAUUAUUGUUCAUGUACUUUUACCCCAUUUCAGAAAAAUCUGAAUUUAUUCCGAAAUACAGUAAUUGCAUUAAUUUAUAGAUAUUCCAAAAUUUUAAGAUUACCUAAUAGUCUCGGAAUAAGCUUCGAAUAAUAACUCCUGCAGAGAAAUCCUAAAUGCUUGUAUUUUUCUUAUAAAUAGAUACGACGUGGUCUUUAUUUGGACAGCCGGUUGUGUUUUGUUGAAUUAUUGGAAUUGACCAGAAGGGCGGUGGAAUCGAUUUUAUUUUUGUGAAGAUAAAUAUAUAUAUAUAUAAUAUAGCCGCUUUCAAAGCGAUAUGUUGAAACGCUGAACGUUAGCAUUUGGCCACUACUAAACAAGAGAACUUGAACGGCAAAAAUUUUUUAGUCAAAUGAAUAUGAUUAUGAAGGAACUAUUACCCGCUAGUGAAACGGAGAAAAUGGAUCAUAGCCCAUAGAUAAAUAUUCAAUUGCAAACAAACUCUUCAGCGUCACUACUGCAUUUACUUAAUAUGAUAUAUUAAAUUGAAAAAGUGUUUCCCGUGGACAAAUUUUUUUUCUUUUCAGGGAAUUUUAGUUCACAUGGUCAAGCUAGCCGUUACACCCAGUGGGAGGAAAAUUAUGGUCACAGAUUAAAUUUCAGUUACAUGUUUUUUUUCCUUCAGUAAGCAACAUUUGUCAUAGUAUCGCGUGCCCAAUUCUUGUCUAUCGUUGUCAACCUCGUAUGUUAAUCACCAAACAUCGAGUGAUUUAUCUCCAUAAAAAUGCACCAAAUCACCAUAUUUCGAAGUACUGAGUAUUUUAUUUAUCGAGGGAAAUUUCUCGUAAAACUAAUUAAAACUUGUAUUUUCGAUUUCAUACUUUGCUCGAUUCACGAGUCAACAAAGUUGUUGGUUUUUAAUUAGUUCCUAUAUUAACUCUAAUUCACUAAGCGCAGAAAGUGUAGCAAAAUCAUUUAGAAUAAAAUAUCGCAUGAUACACGCACAAUAUCCGAGUAUUGUUUUUUGGUAAAAAACCUCGAGAGUCAGAAUUUUGAGUUUAAAACUGAAAAAACAAAAAAAUUUCUCAGAUAAGCAAGGCAUGUGUCAAAUAAAAAUACAAAUACUCUCUUUAAUUCGCUAAGGUUAAUCCUUUAAUCCUCAAUGAGUUUCGUAUUAUUUACAAAAUCAUAUUACUUAUGCGAGACAAUUUUUUUCUUUCAAGUUUUUGUAGUAGUUGUUGUUUUUUUCCUGAAGUGCUACUGAGAUAAAAUGAAAAAAGUUUCAGUUUGUAUCUAAUUAUAGUCUUCAGUUGUUAAUGUUCACACUUACAAGCUAAAACCUGCGUAAGAGAAUCUUGUAACAUGUUUAUUGUAUGAACUCUUUAAAACCAGUUUCGUCUACAAUGCUUUUCACUAAUACACUUAAAUUAAAGUGAAAAUUAUCAAUAAUUUUUCAAAGAAAAAAAAUAACAACUAACCUUUGGUGAAGGCAAUUUUUAGACUAAAAAAUGACACAAAUUUCCCUGUUUGUGAUAGCUAAAGCGAGAACAUUGCUCUUGGCAUAUUUUCAAAAAUCCAGCGCCCCCAAAAUUGCUAACAGUGAACUCCUGUACAUCUUGUCCACCGUUAAGUUCUCUUUAGCGAAAAAAAAGCAAGAACAACGACGAAUAACGUAAAACAACAUCAACAGCAAACAUAAAGUUUGCGAAUCGCAAGAUAAAGUAAAGAAUCGAUAAAGUAGGACCAACAAUCGAAGUGAUUCUUUUAAUCAUAACAUAUAUAUAAAAUCAGUGGUGAUAAGACAUUUUACACAAACUCUCGCCAUUGAUGUAAUGAAGUUGUUGCCGUCCACUUUGCUCAUAUGACAUGCACUUUAUUUCCAAAAUGUUUUUUAAUUGAAUAAUUGUUAGUUAACAACUUUAUAUUUUUUUCUUGAAAAUUGAGUGUCACGUUUUUAUCAGAAACUGAGCGAGAUCGACGAGUUUGAAAUCGUUGAUAAGGUACCAAGAAGAACGACGUGUUCAUCAAGAUGUUCUAAUAAACUAAUGGUGAUACGAAACACGCUUUUAUUCAGUUUUGUUAUUAUUGAUUUCUUUUUGUUCCAGUAAACAUAUUAGGAGAAUGAAUGUUAAGGCCUGCUUUACAUGCAAAAUUUACGUAACGAGCCGCAAAAUUUAUAAACUUGCCAAAACAAGAACUAAUUAAGCAAAAUCAAUAAAUCAAAUUAUUUAUUGUUGUGGCUUUUUUUCCUACCGCAAAGCCUUUUCUUCUGUCAGUAGGAUUGCCAAAAACUUGCAUGUGUCAAAAGGGGUGCAAUCACCAUUCUUGGUUCUACAUGGAAAAAUGGAACAGCAAACUCCCAAAACGCUCCAUUUUUCUAUCCUUGAUUUUGGGGAAAGAGGGCUCUAAAUCUUCCGUCUUUUCUGUCCAAGGCUGUGCAGUCAAACUCCGUUAAUACGGACACUGAGGGGGCGAUAGAAAGUGUCCGUAUUAAGCUGGUUGAAUUUAGAGAAAAUGUGAAGUCUUACGUUCCCCAGGGACAAGGAAAACUGUCCGCAAUAACGAGGUGUCCGCAUUUGCGGUUGUCCGUAAAGUGGCGCCCUACUGUGUUUCUUGUGUCCCACUUGCACUAGCUUCAGCCUCCUACAGACACAGAUUUUCUUAAUUUGGUUUGUCACGAAACGUCCCUAAACGUGUACAUGACGAGCCAAACGUCAAAACGAAUUCUGCAUCAGAAAAAAAGUCAUGCAAGAGACCGUGGAAAAUGUUUCAACUUACAUGCAAUACCAACGGUGUUCUUUUUCAUUUGACAGUUACUCAAAGCGACCUUGAUUCCGUGAAAUCAGCGAUCGCUCAAGCAUUUUUUUAGGUUUACGCCUACACUAACUGGUUGUUCAAUAUCCCAGUUUUCAGAUUUGUAAAGCAGGUUUUGCGUACUUUUAUUCCAGAAUAAGAUCAAUCGACGCACCCUAAAUGACGUGAGUCUUUUUUUUUGUCUAGUCCCAGUGCGUCUCGUCCUCUCUAGCAUGGCUGUUCUUUAAGGCUGUUCUGUACCACGCGGAUGACAAACUGCAAACAGCUCAUUGUUACUAAAGAGACAAUUUCAAUGAUGACUACUUAGCACGGCUAACAUCUGACCAAACCAUUUCUAAUGUUCUUUUAGUAUGAUAAGAUUUUUAAUCGCAUCUAUGUUUACAGGUUUAUCAAGUGUUGGAGCAAUGCACUUGCCCAGUAAAGUUCCCAGUCCUCCGCGUUGCGGAGGGAAAAUAUCGAAUGGGAGAAAACAAGUCGCUGAUAUUCGUCAGGGUAAGUAGAGUAAUAUUGACCUCUUUUAGUUUGUUAAAACGCAUUGUUAUAUUGUUGAUCUUUACUAUUUUUGUACAUGUUGCAGUUUUUUGUUUCUCAGGCCGCGUUUAUAUUGAGAAAAGUUUUUCCGUUAAAGAGGCUCACCCUCCCAGCAGAGUCAACUUUAGCCAACGUGAGAAAAAAAGUGGACCCCUUCGCCCGAACCAAGAGCUGACAACAGCGCUCGCACAUGCUCUGAUUGUUUUGCCUUGACCGAGUUGACCCGGCUGGGCGACCCAAAGUGUCUAUUUAUUAUGGAGAAAAAUUUUCGCGGCUAGGAGGGUGAAUCUACCAUCGAAAAAGGGUGAACGAGCGGCCUAGCCAAGGGUCACCUUUCACGUCCAGCCAACCUUUUUGUUCCUCAUGACCUGUCAGCGGUUUGCCAAGUUUUUGUAAGGAAAUGUACAAAAAGUUGGCCCGCCCGGGUAGCUCGAGUAGCCAUGUGAACCUUCUAUUCGUGACAAGUUUACUCCAUAUAAACGAAGCCUCAGACUGAUCUUUCUCUUGUUCACAUUGGCGCUUUGUUGUCAUGUAGUAAUCAAAUGUCCUUACUGAUCGUUAACUCUCUCUAGGUCAUGCGUAAGCACGUAAUGGUUAGAGUUGGUGGAGGAUGGGACACACUAGAAAGAUACUUCGAAAAACACGAUCCCUGUAAGAUGUCAGGUAAGAGAUUCUAUAGAACAACGCCUAGCUUUCUCACCUCUCCUCCGCCAGGAGUCCAUUAACUGAAAGCAACUGGCCAACUUUGUUCCCAAAAUCAAGUUUAAUGAAGGUUUUCCUUUGUUGGCUGGCGCGGAAAGGUACUCGUCCCCGCCGAUUAAAUACCAUUAAGCUCGGUAGUUUUUUUGGCCUGCGAAUACAGCCAUCACUGGGGAUGUAUUGCGAGAGAGUAGGGAGCUUAACGAGGUCUAUGAACGACAAAAAUGGUUGAGCGAGGAGAACUGGAAUGCAGGCACUAUUUGUAAAUCCUGUCAGUUGUUUUUGGGUUGAUGUUCAGUUUUAGAAACCAGUCUUUUUUGUUACAACGAGGCCUACUAAUGUCAUUAGACAAAACUAAACUCUGGUUACUAAACGAGGUUAAAUACCCUCUGCGACGCGCGACUCUGCUACCCAAUGUCUGGCUAAAUGUAAUACUGCAAUAAUGCUAGGUUUACUUAUGCAAUUUUUCCUAUCGCUUAUGAUGAAGAGAGGCAACGGAGAAACUCAGUCCGAUCUCCCAGAUCACGUAGUGGAAGCGAUGUGAUUGGUCGAUCUCCCAGUUCUAUGAGCAUUUCCAGUACAGACAGUCAUGACUCGUGUGGUACUCCUGUGGCACACGGACGCACUGCAUCCUGGUCUUCGCCCCAGUCUUCUCAGGUUUGUAGAAGCUCUCCUCUUCUUCAAAUCUCCUCUUUCUUACCCGGAAGGCCCGAUACUCAGGCUAGUUUGUAGAGGAUAGGAAUGCAAAUCGGGAGAAGGCAUUAUCUGCUUAGACCAAAAUUUAGAACACUCUCUAUUUUAAUAGUUGAACGUUUUUGUGAAGUCGAAAAGUCUUUCGAUCACAGUACAGGGACCGGCAAUACCUUCGGCAACGAUUCUUGGUCGAUAUUUGGUUUGGUGAAUAACACUGAAAAAAAAAAAUCUUAUGAAUGAAGGGAAAUAAAGUUAGCAAAAUACGCUACUAAAGAAACUGAAAGAAAAUUAUGGAAGAAACUGGAUACAAAACUAAACUAAGAGACUUUAAAACAUUUAGCCACGACUGGAUUUGUUGCUAGAACAGUAUAAAAUGAGCGGAAAUCAAGACUUGUUUGUUUCAGGUGACUGGUUAGCAUUGUUUAGUACGUAAUUUAUUCCAUUUCGUUUAAAUAUUAAUGUAACGCCGUGUCAUCUUGUCAAAGGCCCUGUGGCCCAAUGGAUAAGGCAUCUGACUACGAAUCAGGGGAUUCCAGGUUCGAGUCCUGGCAGGGUCGUUUUUUCUCACCGCUAGUUUAUUGUUUUUUUUCUUUUUUCUUUUCUUCUUUCUUUUUAUGUAUUUAGUCUUCUGUCGUCAGUGUUCAAUAAAAAUAAGUAAACCAAUUAAAAAAAAAGGGAAUGUUCUUUCUCCUUUUAGCAUUUUAAGUAGUGCAGUGAGAUUGCAGUGAGUAUUGGGAAAUGCGCAAAAUCAGUCCUCUCUCUGAGAAAAAAUGCAAAAUUAUUCUAGUCUACAUCGAAAUGGUUACCCUGCCAACCCUGCUUCCUCCUCAGGCGCGUCGUUUUCGGCAGACUAGCUCGAAACGCGAGUGACACGCGAGCGACUGCCGACGCAAGGGACCAUGGGAAGGAGAAAAAUGAGAUGCGCACAAUUUUUCAUCGAGAGAGACAGACAGACGUCUCGAUACGAGGCAGUUGCCACCCAGUGAUAAAGACCUGAUUUUUUAAUAUUUAGCUACUAGGUACGGGAUUCGCAGAUUAUAAGUAACAUGCACAAUUUAUGGCGCCAGCAUAGGCCAGCAGAUUCAUACAAAAAUCCCACGAUCCUACCUAAUCCUAACCCUGGGGACAAGGCAAUCAUGUUUUCUAGAAAAAAGGCAAAAAUCGCUAAAUCCAUCCCGUAAAUAGGGACUCAAUAGACUAGGAGUAGUUCCUUCAUCAUUUUCCAGGGAGUAGAGCGAAUGCGUGCGCGCGUGAAAAUCACUAACUGCGAGGAACAUAGUGCGCGCGUGUUACCUUCGCCUUGAGAAAAGCUGGUGGCCUUACCGUAGUCUCUGCCAUAGAUAAAUGAAUGAAACAGCCGAACAUUCAUGAAUUAAACUCAACAGUGAAAAAUUGAUCAAUAUACACAAUUACAACAUCAAAAAAUGAAGAAAAUCGCGACCUGACAGCUUUCUCAAUAUUUUGUGUGGUUAUUCUGUCCUUCCUCGUAGGAUGUAAUAUAAAUUUUUUUGUUAGACAGUGGCAAUUUAUAGUGUGAAGCUUCCCGUUACAAUCUUGGAACGCUUCCCAAUAUUGUAGUUGCACUAUUAGCCCCUCCGGUGGGGGGGGGGGGAGGGGGCUUAUUUAUUUCAAACAUGUUUGAGGAGGGGUUAUUAGAGAAGGGGGGGGGACUUAUUUAAUUUAGAGAAGAUGGUAGUAUCAGCUCUCCACAAUAAGCUAGAACGCAAAUUGAAAAAGCUCAAGUACAAAAAGUUGGAGGUCAUGCAGCCGACGAUCAAAAACAAAUCCGAACUUCCAAUAAACCAUCGUGGAUCUGUCCAAAUACAGUUUUACAGUAAUUAUUGAUUUAUAUAGUCUAUCAUUUAUUAGUGAAGAUUAAUAAGGUUGAGGGGAGGAGGGGCUUAAAAUAGAGAGGGGGCUUAUUAACUUUCUUCUUCUAAAAAGGGAGGCUUAUUAGAGAGGGGGACAUUAUUUGAGAGACGUGGCUUAAUAGACCAUUUACGAUAAGCAGUGCCAAAUGGACGUCGACCACGGCUUUAACCUCUACUUUUUCCUGAAUUUAAGUCUAAAACAGUUGUAAAUUUGGCAUGGAAAAAAGCACAAGGGCCUACUUUGUAAUUUUUUGUAAAGACGUUUCAUUUAUCCUCAGCUUAAGAGUCCACGAGACCCUGUGAGAAGACGGAUGACAAGUGUUUCCCCUUCAAGGAGCUCUUCACCCUCCUCUCCGCGCUUACAGCAGCGGCAAAGAAGGGGUACCUUGACACGUGACACCCCACCCAGAACUAUUGACACACAGGCCCGCGGUAGGCUGUCACGUAAGAGCAAAAGCAUGCAGGAAUUGAGCAGCGUCGUUGUAGAUGGUCGCAGACCGUCCUAUUCCAAUCCUACUACUUCAUCUAUGCGGAAACAAAGUGUGACCGGUGAGAACUCUCAAAGGGAGGGAACAUCCACGAGCAACGGUAACCCUGGACAAGCCCGAAGGAAAAGUUCAGUAACCAGCCCCAGAAAGUUGUCAGGUAAUCUGGGACCACAAGGCGAUUCUCCAGCUGGUAGGAAUCGUUUGAGUUUAAGUGGACCCGUAGGUUCUCCAAGGUCGGGACCCGUGCAGGUUACAAGAAGCGCAUCCUUUGGGGCCCGGCCCCGUCCGAUGACGCCCGUAAUGGAACCUCGCGCAAAAUCAACGAUGUCUUCGCGACCCACAAGGGACAUGCAGAGGAGGGCGUCCUCAGCCAUGGCUGGGAGAGUUGACUCUUCAGGUAAGUAAUUUUUUGAGGUAUCAUCAAUUUAAGUGGGUGAUUAGAUCUAAACGCAUCUUUAGUGUGACAUUCACAAGACCUUGGAUCGUUGAUGUUACAAGAAUACAAAACUAAAGCCCAGUUCAACGCGAGCGUAUUUACAAAUUGUGAAUCUCACAAUAUUACUUGAAAAAAAAAAAAGAAAAGAAAAGAAAAGAAAGGAAAUAGUUUUCAAUAGAUACCGUUUGCCAACCUCGUGUUUGCGAUGGAUUUGCAAUUGAGCCGUGCUCGACUCCAAAGCUAUUCUCCUUUUUUAGGGCUUUAUAUACACUUUUAAGAUCUGUGAAUUGCCUUCAUCCACAGAAGAUGCACGACGCGGGGGGCCAAUUGCCAAACGAAGGUCAUCCUCCGCUACCCCCGACGGGAAAUCACGGGUUCCUGGUUCAAGGAAACCCGCGCAAAACUCAACGGAAGUCAAGCAGGAGAGAAGUAGAAAGCCCAGCGUGUCCAAAACCCCUAGUCCUCAACCGAAAACAACACAGCCGGUAGCAGAUAGGAAAAUUUCAACAGAAUCCGCCCGCGGACGUAGAUCGCUACCUUCGACACCAAGAGAACGAAAAUCUUCGGCUUCACAGCAAAAUGACCAACCAAAACACCCAGCUAAAGCCAUUGCAGUUGAAAGCAAGGCGAGAGGGUGUAAAACACCUCCAUCAUCACGCCGCGAUAAUAAGCUUGUAAAUCAGAAUAAGGAGCCAGGGAGUAAGAUGAUGAAUGGCAAAAACACCGCGGGUGAAAAAAGAACCAAGAAAAGUUCUCAGACCAACCAUGGGGAAGAAGGUAUAAACGACUCAGAAAAAAGUACGCAUGGCAUGGUGAGUUUGCCCACAGCACUUGAGGAUAACCCGGAGGUUACCCUUAAUGUACAGUCGGUUGACCAGUCCAUUGAUUCAAGUGACCAGUUAGACGAAGUAGGCGGUGAUUAUAACGAGGACGUAUUUUCACCGAACGAAACAUACUCUCAAACGUUCGCAUUGAACGGUGGGGCUAAAACGUCGGAAUGUUCGUUAGAAACAGACAGUGACUUCACUAGUGAUCGUCUGAGUGACUUUACAGACACUGACAACGAUUUUAGAAAUCAGCGGUAUUCUGGUCUCUCAGAAACGUCUAGUGAUUUUUCAUUCGGCACAAGUCCUGCCUGGAGGCUAUUUCACUCGGUUGAAAAUGUUCGCAAUAAUCCACUAGAGUCGAGUGGUGAACCAGAUGUCCUGGAACUAGGGACCUCUCCAACGGUCAAGGACUGCCUGGUGAAUUUGAAUCUGCAAGGGUCUGUAACUCCCACAAUGAAAAGGCGUAUAUUUGAGGCCGCUCAUCAAAUUGACCCGAAAGAAGAGUCCCCAGAUUUGUCAAAACAGACUGUAUCAGAUCCAGCGAAUAAAGCUAUGUUCUUUGAUGUCGAAAAGUAUAACGACAGAAGCCCGGAUGAAGAGGAAGUUAUCGUUGGCUCGCCCCGUAAAUUGUCUCUUGUCCAGUCUCUUAUCAACUCCAUCGAGAGACGGAGCGGAAGUAGCAGUCAUGCGCAUACUACACCUUACAAAAAUGCUGCAGUUGGUACCAGACCUACUUCUGGAGCCACCAGUAAGCAUAGUAUAGAUGAAUCAGCCGUCACUCUAAGGGCCUUAGUAAGCAAUCACGAGACACCAUGCGCCAGAGACCCAAAGGUAAAUUCUAUUUUGUUGAUUUUUUAAAAGUUAUAAAGGAAUUACAAUAUCCCCUUGACGUAAAAAAGGGGUUUUGAUGUAAGUUUAGCAAUGUACCCAAGAAAGCCACAGCCAAAUAGCAAUGAUAAAAAUGCAUUCCCUUCUUCGAGAAAAGGUCUGCAAUACUACUCAAAUUUUGUUGAGAUACUAGACGAAAGCAGACCAUUUCUCCAACGACUUAUCUAUCUCAGCUUUCUCUGUGUGUACUCCUCUCUUUUCCCCUCAUGUUGAUGUCUUGCGACUUUUUUUGAAAAUGGAAAAUACGUGAAUGAACAUUGCAGAUGGCGUAACGUAACACGUGUUUUAACAAAUGAGAUCAACCCGACUACUGUAGUUUUAAAUAUGUCGUCAUCUUAAGGUUGUCUUCACCAAAUGAAGGCAAAUACCAAACCACAUGUUUAAAUUGAAAUUUACAGGAGAGUCCUACUACAGAGAGCAUAGAGAACGGAACUGAACAGCGUUUCUGCACCUCGGAGGAGGGCACAGUGUCACGUGAACACCACAUAGGAUACGACGUCAACAAAAACCUCAUGAACUCAGUUCCAAGCCUCCGAGAGAGCCCGAAACUCCAGCAGAUUCCCGGAGAGAAACCACCCGAGGGUUACGAGAGCAAAACAAGAAAAAUGUCCCGCGAGAAAACCAGACGAAAGGAAAAAGAACUGGACAUUUUUCCACGACCUCAACGUCAGUUUACACUGGAGGAAAUGAUACAAGAUAUGAUGCCCACAAAUGGUGAGUCUAAGGAGACUGAAGACCAGCGAACUUUGUCGCCUGAACCUCGUUUUCAAGCUUGGCUAUGA
Molecule: messenger RNA, 11379 nt
Organism: Porites evermanni
Lineage: Eukaryota; Metazoa; Cnidaria; Anthozoa; Scleractinia; Poritidae
Source: the annotation of a GenBank genome assembly